Messenger RNA from Ambispora leptoticha, 767 nucleotides. Lineage: Eukaryota; Fungi; Glomeromycota; Glomeromycetes; Archaeosporales; Ambisporaceae. The record is from the annotation of a GenBank genome assembly.
CAGUGACACCUUUUAGUCUUGGUCUUUUUACUAAAUCAGAUUCAAUUCGUGGAAAUGCUAUCUCCUCUUUACGAGAUGCCUUGAUGGGAUGCUGUUUAUCUUCUCUUUAUGAGAUGCCAUCUCCUCUUUACGAGGUGUCUUCCCUUGAUGGGAUGCGUUUAUCUUCUCUUUAUGAGAUGCCAUCUCUUUACGAGGUGCCUUCCCUUGAUGGGUUAUGUUUAUCUUCUCUUUAUAAGAUGUCAUCUUCUCUUUACGAGCCUGAAUUAUCUGUGAUGCUAUACGGAAAUAUUAAUAUUCUUAAUAAAGAAGAUCUUGAAAUAUGGCUACGCAAAAUAGUAAAAAUUCCAUUCGUGCAUGUAAAAAAAAAUUUGCAUGUUGGUUACGCUCACAUACAUUUUCCUAGUCAUGAAAAUGCGAGUAACUUCUUUUAUACUUAUCAAAAUGCCACUCUUGAUGGUCCUAAAGGAGAUGAAGAUAUCAAAAUAAGAGAGUCAUAUUAUUUUGGUAAAUUAAAAAGAAAGGUUAUUUAUGUAAAAGCGGACAAAUCAAUUACCACUACCAAAAAAGCUGAGAAAGAGCCGUAUAAUAAUAAUGAAGCUGAAAAUCAGGAAGAGUCAUAUAACAAUAACGAAACUAUAAAUCAGGAAGAGUUGCGCAAUAAUAAUGAUAAGACUGAAGAUGAGCCAGAUUAUACAAAUAACAAAAAAAGAAAACUUGUCAACUUAAAUUACUCAGUUUGUACAGUCAGUGGUUAUGUCACACAAUAA